AUGGAAGAGCUGAAACAUUUCAGCCAUGAGCAUCUGCUAAUUCUAGUGAAAGGAUGUGCUGAACUUCCAGAGGACAUUUCUCAUGCCAUGCACCCUCAGCACCGCCUCAUCCUUCAUGACAAACCGCCUUACAGUGGAGGCAGCUGCUUCUGUAAUGGCCGCCAACAAAUGUGGAGCAUCACUAUGAUCAUAUUGGCUAUGGAUUUUCCUGUGAUAUCUGCAACAGAAACAUUAUGGCAGAUCAUUGGAAUUACUACUGUGGCCCCUGCAGACACUUUCCAUGAGCAGCACCUGCUGAAGAUCCUAGAGAAAGCGGAAAGGGAUGAGACUGUUCAGAAAUCAAUCUGCUAUGGCUGCGGAGCACCCGUACUUUCAGAGCCCACAUAUUCCUGUAAAGAGUGCAGCAUCUUUCUUCACAGAAGAUGUGUUGAACUUCCAAAGGACAUUUCUCAUGCCAUGCACCCUCAACACCGCCUCACCCUUCUUGAGAAGCCUCCAAAUAAAGAAGGGAUCUGCGACUGUAAAGGCUGUGGGCAAUCAUGGAGACACUUCACCUAUCACUGUAACACUUGUAAUUUUAACCUCGACGUCUCGUGUGCUACUGAGGACCGAAAAUUGAAGCAUCCAGCUCAUGCACACACUCUAAAAUUCGUGCCAAAGCCAGUCAUAUUUGAGUGCCAUGCUUGUUGGGAAAGAAAGAAAGAUGCAUCAUACUUGUGUACUAGUUCUCGUUGUCCAUAUUGGAUCCACGAGAGAUGUGCUUCAUCACCUACCGUCAAGAAACGCAAAGAUCACGAUCACCCUCUUUCCCUUGCCUAUUAUCUUUCGGAUGAUUACAUUGCCUAUGAGUUCUCUUGUGAUGUCUGCGACAAAAUGAUAGAGCCGAAUGAUUGGAAUUACUACUGCGGCCCAUGUAGACACUUUGUGCAUCUUACGUGCAUCGAAACACGGGACCAACGACGGCGCACAGUGCUUGAUGUGAUGCCUGCAAUUUGGAUUCCAAUGGUUACUCGUUCAAUUGCAAGGGAUGUAGCCUCCGCCCAGAUGUCAAGUGUGGAAACUUACCAAAAAAGGUUUAUCAUGGAUCUCACCGCCGGCACAGGCUCAUCAGUGCCAGAGAAUAUCCAGUCCCGAACCAAAAAAGCUCUCCUACCCAAAAGAGUGAAGCAUAGGUGGGAUAAGCACCCCCUCGUUCUAAGCUUUCCUCCUUUCUUUAAACAAGCUGAUAAAUUCUAUUGUGGGGUUUGUGAAGAAGAAAUCCAUCCCCGGCAUUGGCAGUAUCGUUGUAGUGAAUGUGAUCAAUCUUUUCAUCCUCGUUGUAUCCCACAAGCCAGUUCAUCCCGGAACAUCAAGUUUGGGAUCACUACAGAUGUCGGUGCACAUCCGCAUACUCUGAAGUUAGUUCUGGAAGGCGAAUAUCGUUCCGCUUGCUUCUCCUGUAAAGCAUCAUUGUACGGACGCCGGGCAUUCAAGUGCACUGCAACUUGCAAGUUCUACCUCUGCCAUGAUUGUGUUGCUGAGAGAUCUGCUGAUACUAGUACUCAUUAAAAUUUCUGUCUAUGGAUCUGCACUCUUGAUUACUAGUAUGACGUACA
Coffea arabica (coffee) is the source of this 1595-nucleotide messenger RNA. RefSeq lists its product as uncharacterized. The record is from RefSeq and is a predicted model, not a curated record. Lineage: Eukaryota; Viridiplantae; Streptophyta; Magnoliopsida; Gentianales; Rubiaceae.